AUGAAUACAAAGAAAAGCCAAAGUCUAAUUUUAUAGGGUAUUUGCAAGAGAAUCUUGUGGUGGAUAACUAAUUUAACAACCCUGGAAAACUCCCCACCAUUUUCCCUCUCUUAUCCCAUCCCCUCACAAUCAAACUCCCAUCAUCAAUGGCGAGUCUAAGCUUCAAUUCCACAAGAAUCAAAAACCCCAUCACCACCAAAACCAAAAUCCCUCUCUCCAAAAAGCAAAAUCACCCACCACACAUAAAAAAUCUCACGAAAAAAAACCCCAACUUCCCAACUUGCUUCUCAGUCUCCGGAAGCUCAGUUUCUUCCACGCCAUUACAACCUGAAACUGGGAAUUCCAUCAAUGGCGGCUUCGACGAAGACGAAGUAGACGACGACCCCACCUCGGAACUGAGCUAUCUCGACCCGGAGACGGAUCCGGAGAGCAUCACGGAGUGGGAGGUGGAUUUCUGCUCUAGGCCGAUUCUUGAUAUUAGGGGGAAGAAGACUUGGGAGCUUGUGGUUUGCGAUGUGUCGCUUUCGCUGCAGUAUACCAAAUAUUUUCCUAAUAAUGUUAUCAACAGUGUGACUCUUAAGAAUGCUAUCGUUUCCAUCUGUGAUGAAUUGGGCUUGCCUUUGCCUGAGAAAAUUAGGUUUUUUAGGUCUCAGAUGCAGACAAUUAUCACAAGAGCUUGCAGUGAACUUGGUAUAAAACCUAUUCCGAGUAAACGGUGUUUGUCUCUGGUUCUGUGGCUUGAAGAGCGUUAUGAAACUGUAUACACUCGACAUCCUGGUUUCCAGAAGGGAUCAAAACCACUUCUUGCACUCGAUAAUCCUUUCCCUAUGGAACUUCCAGAAAAUUUAUAUGGAGAAAAAUGGGCAUUUGUUCAGUUACCUUUUUCAGCUGUCCAAGAAGAGGCGUCGUCCUUGGAGACAAGAUUUGCUUUUGGUGCUACCUUAGAUUUGGAUCUUCUCGGGAUUGAAGUUGGUGACGAAACAUUAAUUCCUGGGCUUGCAGUUGCAACUUCUCGAGCUAAACCUUUAGCAGCAUGGAUGAACGGGUUAGAAGUGUGCUCGGUUGAAGCUGACACGAGUCGAGCUUCUGUGGUCCUGUCCGUUGGGAUCUCAACACGCUACGUGUAUGCCACAUACAAGAAGACACCGGUGACCACAAGUGAAGCUGAAGCUUGGGAAGCAGCCAAGAAGGCCUGUGGAGGCUUACACUUCCUUGCUAUUCAAGAUGACUUGGACUCCGACGACUGCGUCGGCUUCUGGCUCUUGUUGGACCUGCCACCUCCGCCUGUAUGAUUAUCGUAUUGCGAAAUAUUUUGAAUGCAUCUUCUUCAUCUCAGAUUCUGUAAUGAGAUGUUGCUGCUGCUUUCAGGCUUUGGGAAAUACAAAUAUUUUAUUCUUAUUGCC
This is a messenger RNA of Salvia miltiorrhiza (redroot sage), 1403 nucleotides long. RefSeq names its product protein TAB2 homolog, chloroplastic-like. The transcript is spliced from 5 exons. The coding region runs from base 147 to 1292 and encodes 381 amino acids. The record is from RefSeq and is a predicted model, not a curated record. Gene Ontology annotation, molecular function: RNA binding. NCBI's taxonomy places the organism in Eukaryota, Viridiplantae, Streptophyta, Magnoliopsida, Lamiales, Lamiaceae.